Botrytis fragariae is the source of this 405-nucleotide messenger RNA. RefSeq lists its product as uncharacterized. Bases 1 to 405 code for a protein of 134 amino acids. The record is from RefSeq and is a predicted model, not a curated record. Lineage: Eukaryota; Fungi; Ascomycota; Leotiomycetes; Helotiales; Sclerotiniaceae. The transcript has 2 exons.
AUGUACCUAAGGAGUCCUUGCUGUAUUCCUUAUAAAUACGGUAGAGAGUUGUCUUGGGAGAUUCUAUUGGACAAAUUAGAAGCCGGAAGCGACUUCUCCAGUGGCUUCGAAGAUAUACUGCAGGAGCGAGAGGAAAACAUUAUAAAGUUUCAGAGUAUCGACGGGCGCGUUUGUUCAUGUUGUGGUGAGGUUGGAAUGUCGUAUGCUACUGAGGAUGAGCGGACUCUCGCUCUCUACGACUUAUGCCGCGAUCGACCUCGCCAAGUAGCAAAAGAACGCGAAGCAGGGGUAGAGGAUUCGAUGUUUUCCUGUCUAUUUAAUGGUGUCCUCUUGAUAGUAGAAGAAUUGUUCGGCUUGGAUAAUAUCAAAUCAGAUCCAAACCACAGUAAACAGGAAGCAAAGUGA